Molecule: messenger RNA, 426 nt
Organism: Penicillium salamii
Lineage: Eukaryota; Fungi; Ascomycota; Eurotiomycetes; Eurotiales; Aspergillaceae
Source: the annotation of a GenBank genome assembly
AUGGAGGACGGUGUACGGGAAUGGCUCGACUCGCGGGUAGUUGACCUUGUCGGAGAUUUUGCUGGCAGUGAGCUUUUCAUCAUCGAGGGCGACUCACUCCUACUGCACUGCUUUGCGGACCCCAAACUUGACUUCAACCCAGGUCUACAGAUGCUACAUGCUACGUAUCUCGUUGAGCAGGUGAUACAGAAACUUAGACAGCGCAAAUGUGUCUUUGAUAUUGUCUUUUUUGCUCAAAAUGCGCGAUGUUGCAUCCCCCCAACGGCCAGCAGCGACCUCCACGAGAGAUAUCUUCUGGCCCGUGAAACAAUCAUACAGCAUCUUGUUUCCAUUGGAGAUCAAGUCUCGCUGCCAUUGCAAGUUCUCAAAUUUCAGAGCAUUCGGUCUGAGGCCUUCACUACCCACUUGAGCAAGUCUGGGGUGUAA